AUUCUAUUAGCAGUUCGCUUGUUUGUUUGUUUGUUUGUUUGUUUGUUUGAUUGAUUGUUAGUUAGUUAGUCUGCGAACUGAGAAUAAACAGACGGAAAAUGUCGGAGGUUGAUUCUGAGGAACUGAUAGAAGAACAGCCAUUUCAUGGAGAGUAUGAAGGUGAUCGGAAUGAAGAAGGAGAGAGGCAUGGUACUGGGAGAGCAGUGCUGUCCAAUGGAGACAUCUAUCAGGGACUGUAUGAACACGGCAAAAGAUCUGGACAGGGAACCUACAGAUUCAAGAAUGGGGCUCGAUACAUAGGGGAGUAUUACAUGAACCUGAAACAUGGGCAAGGUGUUUUCUAUUACCCUGAUGGGUCCAAGUAUGAUGGCUCAUGGGUGGAAGACCAGCGUCAGGGUCAUGGGAUUUACACAUAUCCUAAUGAAGACACCUAUGAUGGGGAGUGGCUACAGCAUCAAAGACAUGGGCAAGGUGUGUACACAUACCAUGAAACAGGUUCUAAGUAUGUUGGUACGUGGGUUAUGGGCAAGAUGGAGUCAGUGGGAGAGAUAAUCCAUGCAAACUACAAAUACCAGGGCAACUUUCAGAACAAUAAUCCCUCAGGUCCUGGGAAGUAUGUGUUUGACACUGGAAUUGAGCAGCAUGGGGAGUAUCUGCAGGUAGAUCAGGAUAAAGGAGAUGUAAAAGACGAGGAGCCCAUCACUACCACUGUUCUGAAAUGGAAACCCAAAGUUUUGACGUGCUCAUCACCUUGUGCCUCUGAUCUACCAUCUCUCAAAGAUAAUGCCUCUUCAGGCCAGGGCAUGUCUGAGGAGGGAUAGGCUCAGAUGCCAUCAGAAGAGCAGGACAUAAGGCAGAGCCCAGCACCAGAAACCAGUUAAUCAUUAAUGCAAAUGACAGAGAUACUGGAAUAUAUGUAAGAAGUAACACACGAUAGACUGCAGUUAUAUGGAAAUAAUCCACAGAUGGGGUGAUGUGAUACAGCCCGACCCAAAGCCGAGCGCUGUUACCACCAUGAGGUGGAUUAUUUUCAUAUACCCACACAGUCUAGACUCUAGACUGUGUUAUUCUGCUAAUAGCACAGCAAUUUUGAAAUGUUGUGAUCACUGGCAUUUACGAAUGAACAACACAUCUCACUGUUGAACAGUUUAAGUUAGAUUUAAUGCUGUGGAAUAUCCUGGAGUUAGUUAGCACCUAUUAACACUUACUUACAUUAUAAUAGCACAUCAUCAAAGUCUCUCUCUCUCUCUCUCUCUCUCUCUCUCUCUCUCUCUCAGAAAACACAGCUUGUCAUAUUUAGUGAGAAACUCUGUCCUCCAGACUUUCCUGUGCUGGGAAACUUUGAAAAGCUCCAUGACUAUUACAAAGCGCAGACUUACACAUAAAUGCUAAAUAAAUGUCUCACAAACAAACAAA
This is a messenger RNA of Neoarius graeffei (lesser salmon catfish), 1416 nucleotides long. RefSeq names its product radial spoke head component 1 (gene rsph1). The transcript is spliced from 8 exons. The record is from RefSeq and is a predicted model, not a curated record. NCBI's taxonomy places the organism in Eukaryota, Metazoa, Chordata, Actinopteri, Siluriformes, Ariidae. Bases 99 to 821 code for a protein of 240 amino acids. Gene Ontology annotation, biological process: spermatid development; axoneme assembly. Gene Ontology annotation, cellular component: nucleus; motile cilium.